UUCGAACGUGAAACCAGUCGGUAAUGCGAUUACUCGGAAUCAACUGGACGGUACACGAGUGCAUACUACAUCGUGAUCGUUAAACGGUAAGAAUUGAGCCCUUGCCGGAUGAGAAGGUUAAGUUUGAUGGUCCGCUUUUUGUGCAUGUCACUGUACAGAUAGGAAACAGAGGGAGGCCGACAAAAGCGUAAUACUUAGAUAUAGAAAUACAUCGAAAGGCAAACGGCGGCGCGGGCGCACUCGUGACAUCAGUCGUUCGCAGCCUAUGCGCGAGUGGUUACGAUAGUGUGCGGUGGCGUCGCGACGCCGCGCUGGCGCAGUACCGUCAAUCGAUUCCACGAUUUGGCCUGUCCGUGUAGUGGCGAGGAAACGCGAACAGUGACGAGCACACACGAACUCAGGCGGAAAGAAGAAAAGGGGGUAUGCUGGCCGAGGAUUGAGCGCGAGGGUGAACUUCAGAAAGAGAGAGAAGGAAGCGGUGAGGGAAGAAAGAGAGUGACAGAGUGAGAGGACGGAGUGAGGUUAGGGAGACGGAAGAGGGAGAAUCGGAGGAGGUAUUGGUGCGCGUGUCUUUUGGCGACAACGCGUACGAGCUGAACGCGUACAGCAUCCGAAAGAGGUGACAGAUUAUACGGGGAAGGUUUGUUCGAGCUGAAAAAACAUAGCCGUGUAAAUUUCGGCUCUCCGUGCCUCCCUCGGUUAAAAAUAUUCACGCACAGCGGUGCAGGAUGACGACGUUGCGGAUUUAGAAGAAACUAACGUAACUUUCUCGCAAGCUGGACGCCGGGAUCGAUCGGGAAUACAGUCUUCUUAACAGCCGGGUGACACUGGCCCGAAGACAUGGAUUACCGGUCGUCUGUUGGCACCAGGUGCGAGGAUGAUUCCCUGGAGAACGAGAAAGGAAUUGGUGUUGCGAACGAGCACAAGGGGGCGUCGAAGCGCGGCGGGACGCACACGCGCGGCACGGCCAUGUCGUUCGGUUUCCGGCGAAGGCCGGCCUCCGGGAUCCCGAUGCCGAUAAGCGGCGGCGCUUACGAGGCGAGCGGCACGCUCCACCAACGAUCGAAAUCGGCCGGGCCCGAGCAGAGCCGGAGGCGCGACGAGGAAAACGGCGGCGGAAACCCGGCGUUGACGCUUCAGAAUUGCUCGAGUUCCGGCCGCUCCACGCCCCGCCUCGCCCCCCCCAAGAAGGAGUCGAGCGGGAUCGCGGUGAGGACGAAUCGGUUCGGGUACAGGCAGCAGCAGCCCCAGGCAGCGAGGUUCACGAACAAGGUGGGCGACGUGUGCAGCAGCCACACGGCGAGCCACUACAACCAGGAGAGCCGGCAGCAGGAAGGCAGUUUCGCGAAGCAGCCCCCGCACAGGGGCUGCCAGCCGAGUUUCAAGCUGCAGAGAUCGUCCCCUGUGCACAACACGGUCUCGUUCAACGGGGGGAGCCUCGUGGACGGGAAUCGGAGAGCGGUGCCGUCCGGUAUACCGGAGCCCGUGGGCAGGUACACGCUUCACACGAGCCACCUGCCGUUGCCCCAAUACGCCGUGAGGAUGACGGACGCGAACUCGAAGAUCGCGAAGACCGCCGCGAACCAGAGCAGGAAGGUGUCGGCCGCGUCGAAGGGGUCGACGAGCUCGAAGGAGGGGUCGAGCACGGAGGAUUCCGGGGUCGGGAGCCAGCAAGGGUGCGGGGAGAACGAGUCGAGGGAUUACGGGGACGGUUGUUCCCUGUUGAGGAGGCACGGCGGCGGCAGGCUGAGGAACCUGAGGAUGGUUGUGAGCGGGAAGAGCUUCGACGUGAGGGACGUGAGGGACGACGACAGCACCGUGACGGAGAUAUCCGUGAUACCUUUGCCGAAAACGUUCACCUCGGCGAGCACCGGCCUGGUGAGGGAGAGGGCGACCCAGUACCAGAGGAUCGUGAACAAGGACAACAGGUACACCGAGUCGACCACGUCCAUGUCCACCACCUCCUCGGAGGGCUACGACGAGGGGUUGGGCGAGGAGAAGGUUUACAAGGACAGGUCGCGUUCCGAGAAGAUCCCCUCCAUCAAGUCGGACUUCAGCCCCCCGAGCUCGGACGAUCCUGAGUACGGGCACGGGGAGGCGAUGGCCGACGAGUACUCGCUCAGCUCGAGCGACGAGUGUCAACGGCCGCCCUCCGACGGCCAACACCCGAACCUGGCUAAGCCCGGGGGGACGCUGCCCAAAACGGCCUUGCGCUCCGUCCUCCUCACCAUAGAGGAUCCCGCGUUCGCGGCGGCGGCCGCCACCCCGACCGCCCUCAUAGACGACGAGACGUCGCCCGUCGACAGCCUGUUCGACAGCCUGACGGCCAGCAUCACCCAGUCCGACACGAGGACGCCGAGGAAGGAGAACGGCGGGAUGGAAGGGUCGGGGACGGCGAUCAUCGACGACGACAGCCCCGGCACCCCGACCAACGCUUCCAAUUCGUUGAGCUUGUCGGAGGGCAGGGAGUACUUCGACGACGAGAUAGCCGAUCAACCGGGCCUUGUCUUCGACGACAACUCGAGGGCAGGGGGCGAGACCCAGUCAGCUGUGGCUAGCCAACCGGUCACCGAGAACAGCCACACUCUGGUCGAGUCCAGCCCUAAAACCGGCGCAGGGCAUGGAAAGAACGCGAGCAACAGCCCUCAUCACGGGAAACGAAUGAGCCGAGCAGGGAGCGUGGACACUCUGUCCCCUUGCGAGUCUAUCGCCUCCGAUGACUUGAUAUUGGAUUACGAGCACAGCGACGCGAGCUCCUACGAAGAGCAACGAGCGGACACUGGGACGGCGUUGCAGGAUAUGGACAACGCUACCAUUCUAUCAGAAUUGGAGGCCCAAGGGGAAGACGUGAUGAGGCAAUGGUCCUCACUGUUGAGUCAAACGUUGCAACAACAAACUAACAAUUCCAACACGAUUAACAACAACGUGAACGCUGGAUCAGCCAAUAAUAAUAAUCAACCAGCCAACGAUAUAGGAAACGAUUGUGAUAAAACAAAGAUAUGGCGAAAUAGAUCCGUGACUGAUUCACCACGUUCCAUAGAUAGCACGCGUAAUCGCCAAUUCUCUAGUCCCUUAAGGAUAUCAAGAAAUAUCCAAUCACCAAAUCUUGACUCUGGGGAUGAAGGGAGUCUUCGAGUUGAUCGUGAUACCUAUCAACACAUGUUUCAAGACAUUGUUUCUAUCAAAACAACGCUCUUGAAACUGAAACGAGUACUUCAACAGUCAGAAGAGAACGGUUUGACGAGGGUAGACACUCUCAACCCAUUCGACAACUCCAUGAAGAAUGGUCUCUUCUAUAACGUGAAUGAAGGUGGCACCGCGGAUGUUAGUACCUCUCCUGGAAGUGGUGGUAGUAGUAUCGCGGAUGAAUUGGCCGAUUUACGUAGACAGGUUGUUUUUUUGCAAGGUCAAGUAGAAGAUAGGGAUCGAACUAUACAAGUACUGCAGUUCCAAAUAUCGAAACUCCAAGGACCUAAUGGCGAUGGCCAAACGUGUGCUUUAAAUAAUCAUAAUAAUUUUUCAUCUCCAAAUACUUGUAAUGCUGCUACGCAAACGGAAAAGACACGACCAGUGUCGGCAGGACCAUCACUCCUGCAAACACUUCCACAGGAUGAUGUUAUGGGGCCUCUAGUUAGCUGUGUGGGAUGGAAUGAAUCAUGGGAUCGACAUCAUCCUCCGUUGCUCGGAGAGCUUAAUGGUAACAGAAGCCCGCGUAAGUCGACCGAUCGUAUACCACGUACAAUAAAAUCUCGUCAAGAGGAAACCUUGCAUCGUCAAAACGGGCAUACGGAUAAAUUGCCGGUUGAUAAUCUUUCUUCGAACAAAAGAUCCAUGGUCAAAUCGAAGGAUUCAAAAUCUAGCGAAUCGAACGACAAGGAGCAACACGAGACGAAAAGGGAAGAGAAAUCGUGUAUUCCAACGGCUAGAAAACUUGCAACAUCGACACUAAUACCACGGUCAGCGAGGGCUUUAACCUCGACAGGCCGACCGCACAAUACGUAAUUACUUUAUUUUGAGGAAUUUCAUUGAAUUUUUUUGACUUUAACUUUCGUUUCAUCGCGAAAAAAUUGCUCAGAUAAUUUGAUAAUCUUAUUCUUUGUGAAUUUUGUCAUGAGUAACAAAAUGAAAUUAUUCCUUUCAUCCUUCAAUUCGUAGCAGAUAAUUUGCUACUAUGUGAUAAUGCUAUAUAUAUAAUUUAGAUAUAUAUAUAUAUAUAUAUAUUUUUAUUUCAAUUUUGAAAUACGAAAGAAAUUUCUAAAUAUUUCAAUAUGAUUACCAUUUUACACUAAGUAUAUAAUUUUUUUUUUCUUAUUUUUCUUAAUUCUUCGAUGAACAGCGAAAGUGAAAAUGUCUUCAAUAUUUGCUACUCAUAAAUUGCAAAAAUAAUGUACAAAUUAUAUGUUGAAAAUUAAGGACAAUUCAUAAGUUCCUAUCAUUUAAAGUUAUGUUUCAUUUGGUUCUGUCACUUCAUAUGUAAAAAAUGCCACCCAUGGUCAUUCUAACAUUUAAAUGAGAUCAUUAAAUUGUAGAAAUUAA
This is a messenger RNA of Apis mellifera (honey bee), 4536 nucleotides long. RefSeq lists its product as uncharacterized. The record is from RefSeq and is a predicted model, not a curated record. The transcript is spliced from 13 exons. Bases 841 to 4002 code for a protein of 1053 amino acids. NCBI's taxonomy places the organism in Eukaryota, Metazoa, Arthropoda, Insecta, Hymenoptera, Apidae.